CCGCCCGCGCUCCGGCGCUGCCGCCGCGGGACGGCCGGAGGGACAGCCCGAGGGACAGCCAGACGGACAGCCGGACGGACAGCCGGACGGACAGCCGGACAGCGCCGGGGUCGCGGCCGCGCCGCCUGCCGCCCGUGCCCGGGCGAUGGUGCCGGCGCCCGGGAGCGCCCUGCUCGCCGCGCUGCUCGCCGCCGGGCUGGCCGCGGGCAGCUGGAGAGCUCGUGGGCAGCUGGGGGCCGUGAGCCAGCCUGGGGUGUGUCGCUACGGCUCCAGGUUGGAUUGCUGUCCUGGCUGGAGAAAGAACAAGGGCCACUGCGAAGCUACCUGUGGACAUGGUUGCAAGUAUGGCGAGUGCAUGGGACCAAACAAAUGCAAAUGUUUCCCUGGAUUUACAGGGAAAACCUGUAAUCAAGAUCUGAAUGAAUGUGGACUGAAGCCACGUCCCUGCGAGCACAGAUGCAUGAACACACAUGGCAGCUACAAGUGCUAUUGUCUCAACGGGUACACGCUCAUGCCAGAUGGCACAUGUGCAAGUUCUAGGACAUGUGCCAUGGUGAAUUGCCAAUAUGGAUGUGAAGAAGUCAAAGGGCAGGUGCAGUGUCUCUGUCCAUCAGGUGGCCUUCAGCUGGGACCAAAUGGAAGGACAUGCAUUGACAUUGAUGAAUGCUCCACUGGCAAAGCUGUCUGCUCGUACAACCGCAGGUGUGUCAACACAUUUGGAAGCUUCUACUGCAAGUGCCAGCUGGGAUAUGAACUGAAAUACACCAGUGGCAGGUACAGCUGUGCAGAUGUAAAUGAAUGUGUGACAAACACACACAGGUGCAACCUCCAUGCAGAGUGCCUCAACACCCCAGGAUCCUUCCAGUGCAAGUGUAAGCAGGGCUACCGAGGCAGUGGGUUUGAUUGUGCUGUUAUCCCUGAAAAGUCAGUGAAGGAAAUUGCAAGAAGCCCUGGAACAGCUAAGGACACAAUUAAGAAACUUCUUGCACAAAAAAGCAGUGUGAAAAAGCAUAAAACAAUUAAGAAUGCAAUCCCAGAAGCAGCUGUAACCCCACCUUCUAAGACCCACGUGCAGUUGCUGGACUAUGAAGGUGGUAUUGAUCUUGGUGGGAGCUACAGUGAGGAAGAAACUGCAGCUGCUGCAGAAGAGGAGGCUGAAGAGUCAGAUGAAGAGGAGAAGGACGAUUUUGAAAAUCAAAUUGAUGAGCGAAGCCUUAGAGGGGAUGUCUUUUCUCCCAAGGUAAAAGAAGCAGCUGCCUUUGGCCCUCACCUGGCACAGAGGACAAUUCCAGUGUCGAGACCAGAGCAAGAAGUUGAUUGCAGCUUCAGUCGAGGGGUUUGUGACUGGAAACAAGAUGCUGAUGAUGACUUUGACUGGAAUCCUGCUGAUCGAGACAGAGGUGAUGGCUACUACAUGGCCGUUCCAGCUUUUGUGGGGCACAAGAAUGAUAUGGGGCGUUUAAAACUUCUCCUCACUGACCUCAAACCAAAGAGCAGCUACUGCCUGAUUUUCAGUUACCGGCUUGCUGGUGAGAAAGUGGGAAAGCUUCGAGUGUUCUUGGCAAACAAAAAAUCUGCUCCUGUCUGGGAAGAGAACAAAGAAAAAGAUGAAAAGUGGAGAACUGGAAAAAUAGAGAUAUUUCAGGGGGCUGAAACAACCAACAGUGUCACUUUUGAAUCAGAGCGUGGGAAGGGUAAAACUGGAGAAAUUGGAGUGGACAAUGUGAUACUAAUUUCUGGUCCGUGCCCAGAAGAUACCUGAUAAUGGACAUUUAAGUAUACCAGAUUUAAUCCUAUUUUUCACAUUUUAUUAGUAGUGUAUUUUUUGUAUUCUUUUUUAAAUUAAAAAACAAAACCAAAACAAACCUAUAUAAUUGUGCCUUGAAUCUAAUGCAACAAUGCAAACAGAAAAACUGAUGUGCAAGAUGCAAAUUACACUUUUUUGUGAGUACUUCUAAUUUUGAUACAUGAGUUGAGUGUAAUACUACUGUAUUUUAUAAUUCGAGGUCAGGGUUUCUGAAGUGUUAUUGGUCAAGCUUUUUUACAAUUCUACAUGCUUUUAUUUCUUAAAAAUCUUCUUGAGGCUCUUCAUUAGUCUUCUAUUUCUUUUACUCUACUGCAUGAGAACAUAAAGCAGUGUUUAAGACAAUGUUACUACUUCUGGUGACAUAAUUAAAUUCUUAGUGGGUAUGUUGUUCUAAAAAAUCAGUGUGCAUCACCCUGUGUGCAGUAAGGCAAUCACACACAGAGCCAAGGUGUUUGUUUAUUUAAAUACUUGUGCAAAGAUGGGUGCUAAGUAAAUCCACAAAGCCAGCACACCAAGCAGAAAUGAUGACCACUAUUUAUAUGUUGUUAAUCUUGAUAUAUUCCACUUAUCUAUUAUAUAUUCAGUGUUUAAUACUCCACUAUUGCUGAGUUGUGCUGAGCUGGCUUCUUAUCUUGGGCAGCCUUGUGGCCUUCAGUGUUUACUGUUGUAUUAUUGCUGAGCUGUGCUGAGCUGGCUUUCUUAAUUUCUUCUUAUCUUGGAUGUCCUGCAGUAGCACACCCUUCCUCCCAAAUUUUGUUACCCCUCUGGGUCUGUGAUAUUUGAAGCAUGUCAACCUCUAAACUUUAAUAAAGUAAUUCUAUUGACAAAUAAUUUAUCUUAGGCAUGAGGUAAAUAUUCAAUUUAUUGAAGAAGAAGGAAGAAAGUGACAACAUUCAUUUCCUUUCUGAUGCAGCUAAGAAAGUUAUAAGUGGAUUCAUGUCUUUGAGAAAUAUUUUCAUUACCAAUAAAGUAUGUAAAAUAC
Passer domesticus (house sparrow) is the source of this 2789-nucleotide messenger RNA. It is a transcript of the gene EGFL6, whose product is annotated as EGF like domain multiple 6. NCBI's taxonomy places the organism in Eukaryota, Metazoa, Chordata, Aves, Passeriformes, Passeridae. The transcript is spliced from 12 exons. Gene Ontology annotation, molecular function: calcium ion binding. Bases 146 to 1762 code for a protein of 538 amino acids. The record is from RefSeq and is a predicted model, not a curated record. Gene Ontology annotation, cellular component: membrane.